Molecule: messenger RNA, 4136 nt
Organism: Maniola jurtina (meadow brown)
Lineage: Eukaryota; Metazoa; Arthropoda; Insecta; Lepidoptera; Nymphalidae
Gene: Magi
Product: membrane-associated guanylate kinase, WW and PDZ domain-containing protein 1
Exons: 21
Coding region: 670-3762 (1030 amino acids)
Biological process (GO): signal transduction
Cellular component (GO): cytoplasm
Molecular function (GO): protein binding
Source: RefSeq, a predicted model, not a curated record
AUACGCUGUGUUGUAAAACUUGCACAGAACAUUAAAAACUUGUAAUUUAUGCAUGCGAGCCCUAAACGUCCUACUCGUUCAUUUUAACUUGUUGCACCUACUUUCAAAAAGUUAAAAGUUUCCUUGUUUAUGUGAGAAAGUGAACUCGUUAGCUAAUUAGCAUGUUAUAAUAUUGGCUUUCGAAUAUUGUGUUAUCUAAUUUACCGUUACAGGGACGCGGAAUGUGUGUUGUUUUCAAUAUCACAGGUACUUCGUUACGAAUUACGAUGCACCUGCAGUGCGGAUACAUCGGGCGUUGAUUAAGUAUACGUGCAACAUUGAUGAGACACGGUCAUCCAGUUAGUAAUACGUGGAACUGCUUGUUGCUUUAAAAAGUUCAAAUCGAAAAAAGGAAAUAGACCUUUAAUAACUUAAGGAGUCAUCAGUUUAGAAAAAUGAGUCACAGUGGUCAGUGCCUCUACUAUUGUUUUGUUUUUGUGGAAUGUCUCCCGUUCCGAUGAGUAAAGUUCGAGGAAUGCGACCUAUCUGAGGACGAAUCAAGUGAUGUAAAAAAGUUAAAGUUCCAAAUUCAAACUGGUACAACUAUUUGGCGGGAACUAGUUUGUUUUCGUGUUAUCUUUCAGUUUCGUAAAAUGUGCGUGAUUCUAUGAAGUGUGGUGGUUAUUAGCAAUGGCUCAAAGUUCAGUGGACUCUGAUAGACUUUCUUCAGCCAAUAUUUCAACUCACAGCUCUGGUACCGCUGGCACGGUUGGAGGGUCAGUUGUUGGUGUCAGAGUUGGUGACCCAAACCAUAAACGAGAGGAUGAAGACGACUAUAACUUGGGACCAUUGCCUCCAAUGUGGGAGAAAGCCUUUACACCUUCCGGAGAAAGAUAUUUUAUAGACUAUAACACUGGAACAUCACAUUGGCUGGACCCACGGCUAGCAAGAGUGAGGAAGCACUCCCUUGGUGAAUGUGGUGAAGAUGAACUGCCAUAUGGCUGGGAGAGAGUCACUGACGAGAGAUAUGGCUCAUAUUAUGUGGAUCACAUCAACAGGCGUACGCAGUAUGAGAACCCAGUACUGCAGGCGAGGAGGCUUAGAGCGGAGAAAAUGGCAGCAGAAAACGGAAACAACAGCCAGAUGAAUGGCCCCACACCCUCUGGAGAGCUAAGAGGGGAACGGUUCACCAUGAACCUGACGAAAGGGACUCAGGGUCUGGGCUUCACGCUGAUCGGUGCUGAGGGCAUACCGGAGACUGAGGGGUAUCUGCAGAUUAGGAGCAUAGUGCCGCAUAGUCCUGCUUGGAUUGAUGGUGCCCUCCGGCCCGGCGACGUGGUGGUGGGCGUGGGCAACAGAGGCGUUCGGGGCUUGUCCCACGCGCAGGUCGCGCAAAUCUUCCAGUCCAUCACUCCUGGGACCGAGGUUACUCUGCAUCUUGUGCGCGGUUAUCCACUAUCGUUCGACUCGGAAGACCCAAACACUCGCGUUCUCAGCACGCUAGCAGUUGAUGCGACAACGCCUGCUACCUCCGAUGCUGUUGCUAUGCAACAACUCACCCGGGCUUUGAGAACCAGAUUUAACCUCGGCUCGCCAAAUCACAUAGAGUCUCAAGGACGCGACGAAACUGACAACUCUGUACCCCCACACAGCCCCAACCAGAGGCGGCUCUUGUCCAGAUCCUUCGAGCUGGACGAACUGGCCACCGCCAGCGACCGUGACCCCGUGCCGCCCAGGUGCCCCUCUGCCGACCAUCUGCUGACCCUGGCCACUGACCACCAACAUCGGAAUAACAACGGCACAUCAAUUGAACCAGGGCGGGAACUUGUGUUAACGUUGAGAAGAGGCGCGGCCGGCUUUGGGUUCACUAUUGCUGACAGCGUACAUGGACAGAAGGUUAAAAAGGUUUUGGACCGCAGUCGUUGCGCCGGAUUAAGGGAAGGAGAUUUGCUGCUGCAGAUCGGUGAAAAUGAUGUAAGACACGCUCCGCACCAACACGUCGUACAAGUACUUAAAGACUGCCCGGCAUUGUCAGAGACCACGUUGCGUGUGUGGAGACGGAACACCAUAACGCGGGCGCCGAGAAGUCGGUCUGCUACUCGCGUCCAACCAGCUACAACCGCAUCGAAUAACAAUCAAAUGGGCAGGAGUAAAACGCCCACAGCAGAACAACUGAGAUCGCAGCCUCUGCAUACAAUCGACCAUGAUGUUAGAGACAGACAGAAUGGCAUGGACCCUGUUGAAGCAACAUACGCAGUCCCGGAACACAAAAACCGGGAAAACCGGGAAACGUUAAUGGAAAGACGCCGCCGAAGCAGCACCCCCGGGGCAAGACUAACCCUCCCCGUCGUCACUCCCUGGAACGAUUCCAACAUAAACAAUAUUAACCAGGAUAACCAAUGGCAGCAACAACCUUGGUUAGACAACUCUAGUAACGUACGGAACUGGGCAGAAACGCAGAAGUGGGAUGAGAAUGGACAGAAAUGGGAGGAAAGUGGGCAGAAAUGGGAUGGGAAUAAUACUGAGUAUAUUGGAAGGUUGGAUGGGCCUAGUGAAGGGUGGGAAGGGGGAAGAUGGAAUAAUACGUGGGGGGAGGUUGCCACGCCAACGGUGCAUGUGGAUAUGAAUGCUGCGUAUUGGCGGGGUAAUGCUAGCGUCGCCGACAGCAGUGAUAAUGGAGGUUUCCCCGAUGAUGGCAUGCUCCAUUCGCCUCACACGGCCGCCGUGGGUGGUCUAUCGCGGCAAUCGCCUUCCACCAGCAGAAUCCGACCACACUCACCUUCCAAUUCCACUGGUCGCAUGAGAAGUCAUUCGCCAUCAAACGCCAGCGCAACGGAUCGCCUGUUAACAAACUCACCCUCCACUCGGUUGCAGAGUCAAUCGCCUUCCAAUAACUCCUCCAAUAGCAGAAUAAAGGGAUCACCGUUAAGGCUUCGCGAACAAUCGCCCGCAAGACAUAUGCAUAGUCCAGCGCGGUCGCCGUGUUACGAGACCGAGCAACCAGCUUUGUAUGUCGCCAACUACCCUCAGGUAGAAGCGGGCGGUACAACGGACCCAGAAGCAGACGUGCUGGUGAGACUAGCGAGGGGUUCCGCCGGCUUCGGGUUCCGUAUAGUGGGCGGCACCGAGGACGGCAGCCGCGUCGCCGUGGGGUACGUUGUACCAGGGGGUCCAGCAGACGGUUUGCUGCGGCCGGGUGAUCUAUUAACAUCAGUAGACGGUAUACCGCUAGCGGGCGCCACGCAUGCCCGAGCCGUGGCAUACGUCUGCCAAGCCGCCUCUAGAGGGCAUGUAACAUUAGGUGUGCGGCAUAACAGGGCGGACAUACAACCUCUGGGCCUGCCGAGCAUACCAGCGCCGCAUGCUCACCAACCUUUACUCGCGGCGGAACCCCUCCACCACGUGCCAGCGGGCUCCUACAACAUCCUACACCCCGCGCCGCUCUACCCGCCCGCACAGCAUAUACCUAUGUACGGGGUCCAAUACGACCCAAGUACGUCCCCCGGGUGGUCGAGUGCGCCCUACGACGUGACAGUGACGCGCAGUGAGGGCGAGGGCUUCGGCUUUGUCGUCAUAUCCUCCACCAACAAGGCCACCAGCACUAUAGGUCAACUAAUCCCCAACUCGCCCGCGUCCCGCUGCGGCCGCCUUCACGUCGGCGACACGAUAGUCGCAAUCAACGGUCAGCCCGUGCGGAACCUGCCGCACCCGGACGUCGUGGCGCUUAUCAAGAGGUCCGGCACCUCCGUCACCCUCACCGUCACACACCCGCGACAAGACUGACGCGGCGACCGCGAACACCAAGACUGAAAAACUCGAAGAAUGAAUCUGCGUUCCGAUUGAGGAAAAAUUCUCAUUUUCGUAAAUAUUAUUAUGCGUUAAGAUGACUUACAGGUAUUUAAAUUAAACUGCCUAGAGUAUUCAAUCCAAUAGCUUUAAUUUAAUAUCAAAUUGUAUUUCUAGGAAUUUUUUUACAUAAGUUUAACUUUAAGUGUAGAAUGUAUUUUUAGAUAUAGUUCUUUAUUGUAAAAUAAUAUUAUCAACUUCCGAAAAUAGACCGUCCAAAUUUAAAAUAUUAAAAUUCAUGUACUUAGGAGAAAACUCAUAGAGAAUUAUUGUAAGGCUACAUACAAAAAUAUUUGUAUGGAAAAUCAUAA